UAUACUAUGGAAGAGGGAAUUUUGUCGUGUGCUACGGUUGUUACUUUGUUGUCAAAUGUUGUAUGUCAACAGUAAUGUGAUUGGGUGGUCUCGCGUUUGGUUAUUUCUUGUAGGUUAUUGCGUGUGAUAACGUUGGUUUAUUCCCGUUAUUAUAUCAUAACGGGACUGUGUUGUGGCGAAGUGUUUGUCGCUUUGGUGUUAAACGAAAUACUACGAGAGAACGUUAUUUCUUUGAUAUGAAUUGGGUUUUCAUGCUGUAUCUGCUAUUUACCGCCCUUCAUGUUGUUUCACUAGAUACAAAUGGCUACUGUUCGUCUGACAGAUUUGACGACGAUGACAAAUGCACGAAAUUACCAUCCUCCAAGGUUAAAGAUAACAGUGAAAGUUUCAGUCACUAUAAGACACUGAUAAGUGAUGCAAUAAAGAACUAUGUUCCUUGUAAACAGGAAAACUGCAGUUGCUACUUAACAGUCAUUGAUGGUGAUUUGAAGAGUUUUGCUGGAGGUAUUUCAAAGCAGAUGAUCGAUUCUAUUGCAGAUCGGGGCACAAGGUACCAAGUGAUAAACCAUCAUUUGUAUCGUGAGGAAACGUGCAUGUUUCCAGCUCGCUGUGCAGGUGUGGAACAUUUUCUUCUGGAGCUACUUCCAAAAAUCCCAGAUGUUGAAUUUGUUCUGAACACCCGAGAUUGGCCACAAAUAAGCAAGAAUUUUGGUGUGCCGAAGCCAGUGUUUUCUUUUAGCAAGACCAGCCAGUAUUAUGACAUAAUGUAUCCUGCAUGGGCGUUUUGGGAAGGUGGACCAGCAAUACACUUGUAUCCAAGAGGCCUAGGAAGAUGGGAUCUUCAUCGGGAAUCUUUGGUGAAAGCUGCUGCUAAAUGGCCUUGGGAAAAGAAGAAACCAAUUGGCUUCUUUCGUGGUUCACGAACUAGCCACGAAAGAGAUGAGUUAAUUAUGUUAUCACGUGAACGUCCUGAUUUAGUAGAUGCACAGUACACAAAAAAUCAAGCUUGGAAGUCAGAAGCUGACACCCUGUACGCAGAGCCAGCUGAAGAAGUAUCACUAGAAAGACAUUGUGAAUACAAGUAUCUAUUUAAUUUCCGGGGAGUUGCAGCCAGUUUUCGAUUGAAACAUCUCUUCUUAUGUAAGAGUUUAGUGUUUCAUGUUGGUGACAACUGGAUUGAGUUCUUUUACCCAGCUCUGAAGCCAUGGGUACAUUAUAUACCAGUUAGUAGUACAGCGUCAAGAGAAGAUAUCAGAAAUCUUCUGGAAUUUGCAGAGAGUGAGCCAAAUUUAAUGAAAAAUAUAGCGGAGAGGGGUCACCAGUUCAUAGUGAACAAUCUAAGAAUGAAAGAUGUACUGUGUUACUGGAAAGCUUUAAUGAAAAAGUAUGCAAAAUUAUUGACAUUUCAGCCAAAGAGAAAUAAGUCUCUGAAGGAAAUAAAAUGAAUGUGUAUAUUCUUGCUGAUAUCUUUGCAAUUUUUGGAAUAUGUUCUCCAAAUAGGGGAAGCCCUGAGCAGCAGACAAGUACGUAGAAUAUGCAUUGCUUUUGGCACUUGUGUGUG
Schistocerca cancellata (South American locust) is the source of this 1561-nucleotide messenger RNA. Its product is annotated as O-glucosyltransferase rumi homolog. The coding region runs from base 237 to 1445 and encodes 402 amino acids. Lineage: Eukaryota; Metazoa; Arthropoda; Insecta; Orthoptera; Acrididae. The transcript has 6 exons. Gene Ontology annotation, cellular component: endomembrane system. Gene Ontology annotation, biological process: positive regulation of Notch signaling pathway; protein O-linked glycosylation. The record is from RefSeq and is a predicted model, not a curated record. Gene Ontology annotation, molecular function: UDP-xylosyltransferase activity; UDP-glucosyltransferase activity.